Messenger RNA from Choloepus didactylus (southern two-toed sloth), 3683 nucleotides. It is a transcript of the gene SREBF1, whose product is annotated as sterol regulatory element binding transcription factor 1. Gene Ontology annotation, cellular component: nucleus. NCBI's taxonomy places the organism in Eukaryota, Metazoa, Chordata, Mammalia, Pilosa, Megalonychidae. Gene Ontology annotation, molecular function: DNA-binding transcription factor activity, RNA polymerase II-specific; RNA polymerase II cis-regulatory region sequence-specific DNA binding; protein dimerization activity. Gene Ontology annotation, biological process: regulation of transcription by RNA polymerase II. The record is from RefSeq and is a predicted model, not a curated record.
UCUGCCACCGGAGCCGGCGCGGGCGCGAGGAGCGGCGACAGGGACCGGGCCGGGCCGGGGUGGGGGGCGCGGCAGGCUCCCCGGCAGGCCCGACGCGGCGCGGGCCCGGCGGGCGGCCCGGAGGCGGCGGCGCCAUGGACGAGGCGGCCUUCGGCGAGGCGGCCCUGGAGCAGGCGCUGGCCGAGCCGUGCGAGCUGGACGCGGCGCUGCUGACGGACAUCGAAGACAUGCUCCAGCUCAUCAACCACCAGGACAGUGACUUCCCCGGCCUGUUCGACCCGCCCUAUGCCGGGGCCGGGGGCACCGACCCCGCCAGCCCCAAUGCCAGCUCCCCAGGCAGCCUGUCCCCGCCCCCCGCCACACUGGGCUCCCCCCUCGAAAGCUUCCUGGGGAGGCCCAAGGCGGACCCCCAGCCCCUGACCCCUCCCCAUCCUGCACCCACCCCACUUAACCUGUACCCGGUGGGGCCCGCCUUCUCCCCGGGGCCUGCCAUCAAGGAGGAGCCCGUGGCGCCGACCGUCCUGCCGCCACCCGCCCCGCAGUCCCUGCCGGGGCCCCUCCUGGCCCCCAGCUUCCCGGCCCUGGCCCCGCCACAGUUCAGUUCUGCUCCUGUUCUGGGCUACUCCAGCUCUACCGGAAGCUUCUCUGCAGCUAGUCCUCCAGGGAGCACCCAGCAGCCACUGUCCAGCCUGCCACUGGCUUCGCCACCAGGGGCCCCUCCUGUCUCCUUGGCCCCCCAGCAGCUGCUGACAGCCACUGCCACCCCCACAGUGGCCCCUGGAACCACCACGGUGACCUCCCAGAUCCAGCAGGUUCCGGUCCUGCUGCAGCCCCACUUCAUCAAGGCCGACUCACUGCUCCUGACGGCCAUGAAGACUGACGUGGGGGCCACCGUGAAGUCGGCGGGUCUCAGCUCCCUGGCCCCAGGCGCCACUGUGCAGCCGGCACCCUUGCAGACCCUGGUGAGUGGUGGGGCCAUCCUGACCACCAUGCCACUGGUGCUGGACGCCGACAAGCUGCCCAUCAACCGACUGGUGGCCAGCGGCAAGGCCCCCGGCUCGGCCCAGAGCCGCGGCGAGAAGCGCACGGCCCACAACGCCAUCGAGAAACGCUACCGCUCUUCCAUCAACGACAAGAUCGUCGAGCUCAAGGACCUGGUGGUGGGCACCGAGGCUAAGCUGAACAAAUCUGCUGUCUUGCGCAAGGCCAUCGACUACAUCCGCUUCCUGCAGCACAGCAACCAGAAGCUCAAGCAGGAGAACCUGACUCUGCGCAGCGCCGCGGGCAAGAGCAAAUCCCUGAAGGACCUGGUGUCAGCCUGCGGGGGCAGGGACAACCCGCAAGUGCCCAUGGAGGGCGUGAAGUCCGAGGUGCUGGACGCGCUGACCCCGCCGCCCUCGGACGCCGGCUCGCCCUCCCGCGGCAGCCCCCUGUCCCUGGGCAGCAGGGGUGGUGGCAGCGGCAGCAGUGGCAGCGACUCGGAGCCCGACAGCCCAGCGUUGGAGGACGGCCAGGUGAAGCCUGAGCAGCUGCCGUCAACCCGCAGCGGGGGCAUGCCAGACCGCUCCCGCCUGGCCCUGUGUGCCCUCGUCAUCCUCUGUCUGUCCUGCAACCCCCUGGCCUUGCUGCUGGGUGGGCGGGGCCUCCCUGGCCCCUCGGACGCCACCAGUGUCCACCAUGGUCCUGGGCGCAGUGUGCUGGGCACCGAGGGCAGAGACGGUGCCGGCUGGGCCCCGUGGCUGCUGCCCCUCGUGGUCUGGCUGAUGAACGGGCUGCUGGUGCUGGGCUCCUUGGUGCUGCUUUUUGUCUACGGGGAGCCUGUCACGCGUCCCCACUCGGGCCCCGCCAUGCACUUCUGGAGGCACCGCAAGCAGGCCGAGCUGGACCUGGCCCAGGGGGACUUGGCUUGGGCCAACCAGCAGCUGGGGCUGGCAUUGCGGGCCCUGGGCCGGCCCUUGCCCACCUCCCACCUGGACCUGGCCUGCAGCCUCCUCUGGAACCUUCUCCGCCUCCUGCUGCAGCGCCUGUGGGUGGGCCGCUGGCUGGCGAGCCGCGCAGGGGGCCUGCGGAGGGACUGCGCGCUGCAGGCUGACGUGUGUGCCAGCGCCCGUGACGCUGCGCUCGUCCUCCACCAGCUGCACCAGCUGCACCCCACAGGGAAGUGCGCGGGUGGGCACCUCGCCGCCGUCAACCUGGCGCUGGGCGCCCUCAACCUGGCCGAGGGCGCGGGGGCCGCCAUGCCCAGGGCCACACUGGCCGAGAUCUACGUGGCAGCUGCGCUCAGGGUCAAGUCCAGCCUCCCGCGGGUCUUGCAUUUUCUGGCGCGCUUCUUCCUGCGGGAAGCCCGCCGGGCCUGCCUGGCCCAGGGCUGCUCGGCGCCCUUCACGGUGCAGUGGCUCUGCCACCCCGCGGGCCACCGCUUCUUCGUGGACGGGGACUGGGCGGUGAGCAGUGCCCCGCGGGAGAGCCCGUACAGCUCGGCCGGGAACCCAGUGGACCCAUUGGCCCAGGUGACGCGGCUCUUCCGCGAGCAUCUCCUGGAGCGAGCGCUCGACUGCGUCGUCCAGCCCAGCCCCGGCCCCGGCUUGGCGGAUGGGGACCGGGAGUUCUCGGACGCCCUGGGGUACCUGCAGCUGCUCACCAGCUGUUCCGAUGGCGCCGGGACCCCAGCCUGCAGCUUCGCUGUCAGCUCCAGCACAGCCACUGCCACCGGCUCGGACCCACUGGCCAAGUGGUGGGCAACGCUGCUGGCCGUGGUGGUCCACUGGCUGCGGCGGGAUGAGGAGGCGGCCGAGCGGCUGUCCCCGCUGGUGGAGCACCUGCCCCGCGCCCUGCAGGACUCCGAGAGACCCCUGCCCAGGGCGGCACUGCACUCCUUCAGGGCUGCCAGGGCACUGCUGGGCCGCGCUCAGGCGGAGUCGGGGGCGGCCGGCCUGGCCCUGUGUGACAAGGCCAGUGGCUACCUGCGGGACAGCCUGGCCGCCACGUCCACUGGCAGCUCCAUCGACAGGGCCGUGCAGCUGCUCCUGUGCGACCUGCUCCUGGUGGCGCGCACCAGCCUGUGGCAGCAGCAGCAGCCGCCGGCGCAGGCUGCCCCGGGCGCGGGCAGUGGGCCGCAGGCCUCGGCCCCAGAGCUGCGCGGCUUCCAGCAGGACCUGAGCGGCCUGCGGCGCCUGGCGCAGAGCUGCCGGCCCGCCAUGCGCAGGGUCUUCCUGCACGAGGCCACGGCCCGGCUGAUGGCGGGGGCCAGCCCCGCGCGCACGCACCAGCUCCUGGACCGCAGUCUCCGGCGGCGGGCGGGCCCCGGCGGCAGGGCAGGCGCGGCGGCCGAGGUGGAGCCGCGGCCCACGCGGCGGGAGCGCGCCGAGGCCCUGCUGCUGGCCUCCUGCUACCUGCCGCCGGGCUUCCUGUCGGCGCCGGGGCAGCGCGCGGGCAUGCUGGCCGAGGCGGCGCGCACGCUCGAGAAGCUCGGCGACCGCCGGCUGCUGCGCGACUGCCAGCAGAUGCUGCUGCGCCUGGGCGGCGGCACCACCGUCACCUCCAGCUAGAGCCCCGUCCCCGCUUCACCCGUGGGCCGCGCUGCUGCGGGGGGCGGGGGGCUGGGAGCCCCGGGGUCUCCGUCUUCGGCCCGGGGAGGCCCGAGGGCCGCUCCCGAGCGCGUUGAGCGGCGGCCGGGCAGGUGC